Toxotes jaculatrix (banded archerfish) is the source of this 5262-nucleotide messenger RNA. It is a transcript of the gene dis3l2, whose product is annotated as DIS3 like 3'-5' exoribonuclease 2. The record is from RefSeq and is a predicted model, not a curated record. The transcript is spliced from 21 exons. The coding region runs from base 110 to 3286 and encodes 1058 amino acids. Gene Ontology annotation, molecular function: RNA binding; 3'-5'-RNA exonuclease activity. Gene Ontology annotation, cellular component: exosome (RNase complex); P-body. Lineage: Eukaryota; Metazoa; Chordata; Actinopteri; Toxotidae. Gene Ontology annotation, biological process: miRNA catabolic process.
GAAGAAGAAGAGGAAGCGAAUAGAAUCGAUAUCAGUUUGCCCUGAAAGACAGUUAAGUAACAGAGCUUUCACCGGAGUGAAUAAGAGAUAGUAUUUUAAGGAUUGCCAUAUGGAUUCUCCUCGGCAGUCGAAGAAGGCCAAUCUGAAACGAGAGCCGAAGCGCGGCCAGAAUCAGUCAAGCACUCCUCCUCAGAAAGAUGCCUAUGCCAGACUUCUCAGCCAGCACCGCAGCGCCAAGUUCAGUUUGUAUCUGGAACAAUAUGCAAAGGACUUGUCACGUCAGAGGGAAGGAAAUGAGCCCAGCACACUUCUGAACGCCCAGAGUGACAGGAUGAACAUACCACAGCGGAAAAGGGACCAAGUGCCUAAUGAUUUCUCUGAUUCCAGUGACUUCUCCCCCUCCUCCUUGAAAAGUAAAGGUGAAGACAGUUCACUCUCUUUGUACAUGGAGAAACUAAGCAGUCAAAAUGCUCAGCAGGACUGUGACAGGAAGCAAGGUGUGCGUGACAGACAGCGAUGGGGACAGAGAAGGGACACCACCACCAGCCAUGACGGAGACAUCGAAUCUGGGGAGGAGUUCAGCUCUGUAACACCUAAUGACUCGACCAAACACCAGAAGCAGCAGAAGAAAAACAAGGACUCAAAUAGAGAUGUUGUCUCAAAAGAGACCAAGUCUUUUGUUGGACUUCCCCAGUCUCCAAAGAAAGCCAGUACAAGUGGACAGGAGCAAGAGAAAAUGAAGUCGAAGAAAAAGAAUUUGCCAAAGCACCCAGAAGAGGAGAGAAGCAGGGAGAGGAUUGGGGUUGACACUUUGAUGUCAAGGCCCAAGUCUCCUCAUAACAUAGACAAAAAACCGCAGCAGCCCAGAGCUUCAUCCACCAUUUCUCCUGCUGAUAAAAGUAAGAACAAAGGAGGCAGAGGAUCAAGGAAACAAGUGUUUGAAUCCUACAUGUUGUCAGAGGAGGUUUCCAGAGGCCUUAAGAGAGGAGAGCUCAUUCAGGGACAAUUAAGAAUCAACCCUAAGAAGUUCCAUGAAGCUUUCAUCCCAUCUCCUAAUGACACACGGGACAUAUUUCUGGAUGGGAUUGUAGCUCGCAACAGAGCUCUGAAUGGAGACAUUGUGGUGGUGCAAGUCCUACCUCAGGAGCAGUGGAAGGUUGUGAGGUCAGAUACAGACUGUGAGGGUGCCAGUGAGUCAGAGACCCAGAGAGAGCACAUGGCGCAAAAAAUGCAGAAGAAGACAGAGGCCACCCCGAGGCCUGAUGUUAUUGUGGAGGACCAGUAUAGCGACCAGGAUGAACUCAACAGCAAAUUUCAGAAUACCACGAUCACCGACACAGGGGGACUUCUGGAAGACCCCUCAAUCCCACGGUCCAAUGGUGAAAUAGUCCAAAAGACUGCUAAAGUGGUGUACAUUGUUGAGAAAAAACACUCAAGAGCUGUGACAGGUUUCCUGAAGUUCCUACCAGACAAGCCCUUUGCCAUGUUCUCCCCCGUGGACCACCGGGUGCCACGGAUUAACAUUCCCCUGGCCGACUGUCCCGAAGACUUCAGUUCCCGUCCAGGCGACUACACCAACACUCUAUUCAUCUGUCGCAUCACCGACUGGGCAGCUGACAGCAACUUCGCAGAAGGCCGACUGGCAAAGAGCCUGGGUCAAGCUGGAGAAAUCGAGCCAGAGACAGAGGGCAUCCUGAUAGAGUACGAUGUGGAUUUUUCUGAGUUCUCAGAUGAGGUGUUAGACUGCCUCCCCAAGAACCUGCCCUGGACCAUCCCACCUGAGGAGAUGAAGAGCAGGAGAGACCUGAGGAAGGAGUGUAUCUUCACGAUUGACCCUGCGACAGCCAGAGACCUGGACGAUGCCCUGUCCUGUAAACAGCUCCCAGAUGGAAACUUUGAGGUGGGAGUCCACAUUGCUGACGUGAGUUAUUUUGUGGAGGAGAACAACGCUCUGGAUGCCAUCGCCAGCCAAAGAGCGACUAGUGUGUACCUUGUUCAGAAGGUGAUCCCCAUGUUACCCAGGCUGCUCUGUGAGGAGCUGUGCAGUCUCAACCCUCUCACCGACAGACUCACUUUCUCUGUCAUUUGGAAAAUCACACCCGAGGGGAAGAUCCUGAGUGAGUGGUUUGGCCGCUCAGUGAUCCGCUCCUGUGUGAAGUUGUCAUACGACCACGCUCAGAGCAUGAUCGAGGCCCCUGAGAAGAUGUUCUCAGCUGAGGAGCUGCCACCCGUGGACCCUGUUCACCCCAUUGAUGAGAUCCACCAGGCUGUGCUCAACCUGCACUCUAUUGCCAAGAACCUCAGAGCUCAGCGCUUCUCAGGCGGAGCCCUCAGACUAGACCAGCUGAAACUGUCUUUCACCCUGGACAAAGAGAGCAUGAUGCCUCAAGGCUGCUAUGUUUACCAGUACAGAGACAGUAACAAGUUGGUGGAGGAGUUCAUGCUGCUGGCCAACAUUGCCACUGCCCACCACAUCUACGGCAAAUUCCCUGAGCUGGCCCUGCUCAGACGCCAUCCUCCACCGAAAGCCAAGAUGGUGGAUGAGCUGCAGGAGCUGUGUGACCAGUUGGGCAUCGACAUUGACCUGUCCUCUGCAGGAGCAUUGCAUAAGAGUCUUAAUACCACUCUCGGAGAUGAUGAGUACACCAGUGCCAGAAAAGAAGUCCUCACCCACAUGUGCUCCAGACCCAUGCAGAUGGCAUUGUACUUCUGCUCAGGUGCUCUGAAGGAGGAGCAGUUUUUUAAACACUACGCCCUCAACGUUCCUCUCUACACACACUUCACAUCACCCAUCAGGCGCUACGCUGACAUCAUUGUGCACCGGCUGCUGGCUUCGUCCCUGAAGUGUGGGCCUCCCUUAGGGCUGUCGACUGAAGAAGUGUCCAAACAGGCAUCACGUUGCAAUGACAAGAAGACGAUGUCAAAGAGAGUCCAGGAGCUCAGCUCUGAGCUCUUCUUUGGAGUGUUUGUAAAGGAGUGUGGCCCCCUGGACUCUGAGGCCAUGGUGAUGGGGGUGUUGGAUCAGUCCUUUGAUGUGCUGGUUCUCCGCUAUGGAGUGCAGAAACGGAUCUACUGCAAGUCUGUCGCGGGCCUGGACUCAUUUCACCAUCGUAAGGUGGGGAAGAAAUCUGAGCUGACUCUGGUCUGGACACCAGAGGACUCAGAGAAACCUCCAGUAGAGCAGGUCGUCUCCAUCUUCACGUUGGUGGACGUGCAGCUCAAAGCCGACAGUGCACCGAUGAAAUACAGCGCCGUUCUCAAGAGGCCUGACGACAGCGGAUCAUAAACACUGCACGGUGCCCUGAGCCGCACAGACACUUCACUGGAAGUUUGAAUUGCACAUUUUCUUUAGUGUUGAUUUGACAUGUAGCUUAGAAGCACUGUUACUGUGGUAAGCUAGGAUGUCACUGGUCAGAUCAGAGUCAGAUUCCAUUUGCAAUUCCUGCUGAGUUUCAGGCUCAGCUUGAAGGACCACUCCAUGCUUUUCAUGUUUCAGCCCACUUACUGCAAAUGACCCACACACACACACACAUAUACAUGACUGCUGCUCAUUUUCCAAGGUAUAUUUUAAUGUUUAUUUUUUUAAUAAGCAGUGAACGUCUUUUCUUCCGGCUUUUCUUUAGUUUAUAUUCAUUUCCAUAAUUUACAGAAUUCAACAUUUAUAGUCUUGCCACGUGUCCAUUACAGGAAUAAGGUCUGUAAUGGUGUGCUUUGGAAAAUGGUUGGCCGUCAUCUAAAUCACCUGUGUGGACUUACAGUAAGUGGUUUAAAACAAAAAGUAGUAAAAACCAAUAUAUCUGUUUAAGCCUGAAAGAAGGGCAGAGUUUUUAUGUACCUCAGUAAGGAUUUCAAAUUGAAUUUGGGCUCAGGUCUGACUGUGAAAGAACCAAGGCAGCAAUGAGUUUUACUUUGCUGUCCAUUUAUUGACCUAAUGAGGUCAGUUUUGAUGUGAUGUAAUUGUUGCACACAGUGUAAUGUGUGAAAACAGACUUUUAACUGUUUUCAGUUUAACACCAGUGACUGGUUUCCUGAAUCCAGACAGAGGAGAGACCCGUAUUUGUGUUAGCAAACAACAUAGUAUACCACACUACUGAAUUUUACUUCCUGGGUUAUGUUUGGCUGCGGUGGUUGUGAGGGUCGCAGAGGAGCUACGUGGGUAAAAUAGUAAAUGUGUAGCAGUAAUAGCACAAAAAAAAGUUUGACUACAUCAGAUUGACAGAACAGGUAAAGUAACAUUUGCAUAGGAACAAAAUACCACCAGGCAUGUUGUCAGCCAUGACUUUUUAUAUUGCCAGUGUGUGUAUUUAUUGUGUUUUAUACAGGAAGAGUUUUAUUUUGGAUUUUUGCGGGGUGUCAGUCAGUCAUGUGAACGGCCACGUCAGGUGACUUUCAUGUCACAGUCUGUUAAAAUGAGGGUCAUAUUACCUAUUGUACUCUGGUCUAAACUGAAGUAACUGAGGUGUGCAAUUGAGGCCAAAGCUUCAUCAUUUAGCAACUCAUUGUUAUUGUUUUUAAUACAAAACAUGGGAGUGACUUGAAUGUGAAUCGCUGCUGAAAAUAGUUGGUGGCCUUAAGAUCUUAAUUAAUUUUAUGUUGGCUGAUGAGCUUACAGUGCUUCCAACUGUUUGUUUUAAUUAUUUUUAUUUUUAAUUCUCAAACUUGAUUUGUGCAGCACAGGUACUUUAUGGACCUCAUCAAUAUCAACUGUGAUUUUCAGUGGUCAGUGCAGCUGCACCAAUAUAAAAUGGAUAUGGGUCUGAUCUUUGCUUUAAAGGAGUCCGUGUGCCUCUUUAGUUGUCACACACUGUGAUUCUGAUUGAACGGUGCCAUGUAGUCACACAGUUUAGCUGCUACGUCUGCACAGUUAUUUGUUCAGUUGUUGGACAUCAAAUUCCUUUUGUUAGGCGGAUUUCUGAAAGACGACCAGCUAAUGCUUUAAAGUUGUUUUGUUUCACGUGGACUUACCCUAUGUGACAUGAGCUUUAAAUGUAUUUUUAAACCCGCAAGUGGUUAGUAGUUGAAAACAGUUGUAAUUGUAAAUGUGUUUUUGUGAAACGUUGAAUCGGUUGAAAAAAAAAAAAAAAAAACAGUUUCUCACGUCUGAAAAACAUUUAAGUAACGUCUGUGUAUCUUUUGCAAAGUGUACUGUCACCUGUAACUUUCAUUCUGGUCAGUAAUCAAAUGCAUUUGUUCUCUGCUAAACCAUUAAACAGAGCAAUAGACAGUUGUCUUCAUCUCUAAAUAAAUACAUGCAUGAAAUCC